UUAACAUGACAAUGGGUGAUCCUCGUCUUAUCACUGGAGACAAGAUUCGCAAUACAUACACGAUAAUGCAGACUUUUAUAGACUGCGAGCUAUGAUAGACAUUUUGCGGAGUUGAAAGUCAACGAGAGUCGUGUAUGGAAGUGGGUAGUUAUAUAACGUGGAAUUAACGCAAGGAGAUUGAUACGUUGGGACAGACGCAUGGAGAAAAGUUUACAAGGAUAUAAAUCUACAUGUAUACUGAAACAGACAUUGGGUGUGGCUUGCUAACAGAGCUGUCCUGAUUGCAAACCUUGGUUACCGUAUGGGCGGUUUUUCCGAAUUAUCCUAAUGGCGAAGGACCGGGUGGUCAAAGCAGUCUCCAUCCCGACAUCUGGACUCAAUAUGUAAUUUAAAAUGGGUAAGAGCACCCCGGGUACUUGUGGGAGUUUCCAAGCCUUGAAUCCAUACCCAGUGGGCCUCAUCCUAAGCGGAAUGGUGGAUUUCAGCAACAGUAAAUGGAGCAGAACUGACACUAUAGGAUGAUACCUUGUGCCGCUCACGGUCCCUCUACUAAGUCGCACCCCGAUUUAUACACUGUGGUGUGGAUAAGGGAAGUCAGUAGACAGGCUGAGACGAUACGCUAAGACAGCACACAGAGCAACGGCCCGAGUUUACCUGGGAUUUUUGAAUGCAACUUGUGAACGGAGUACCUUCCGAGUGGAUUGCAUGUGACAGGUGUCUUGUGAUGGAUUUCAUGUUAUGUCAAUCACCUGGAUGUAUUAUCUUGUUCAUUUCAUGGAUUUAUUUGCCGGUUGAGAAAUUACUACCGCUGUCACUGACGACAGGGGGAUAGCAUGCGGGGUACACAGAUUUCAUUAACGUUGUCGAGUGGGGAUUAUACGAUUGUUUCAAGUGGAUUUUAAAUGUGUUCCGUGAAGAAUAAGUGAUCGGGGCACUGCCAUACUUCACCACGAGCACGUGAGUGCAGAGUUGUGAAGCUCCUGCACUGGACACAACGUUCAUCGCCGUUGGCACCAAUCAAGAAUCUUCUCAAUCUGAAACACCAGGACUUUCUACUUGUUGUCCGAGGCAAACUUUCAGAGUAGACCAGCGAGUGUGACAUUCUAGGGAACUUUCUGACUUAUAACUGUUACCAUGUUUUUUCCCUGAUCGUGAUUCGGGAAUGGAUUUUGCCGACACUGAUGCUAGAAGACCACCUCACAAAACACCUUGUGUGUCUUCCUAACUGUCAUGAGACGAAGCCCUGAGCCCACCUUCAUUGGUUUACUGUCUCACAUAAUUCCUUCUACUUUUCCUCAUGUCCAGUCUGCAAGGAAAGGCAACAGACCGCACGUUUCAAAUCAGGUUCGUCUUCCAGUAAAGAAGCGUCUUCUUUGUGCCAUCGUGUUUCUUUUUCUCCUUGUGAGUUCGUGUGUUGCAUACCCAAAUCCUAGAAUAGAAGCCCCUAAAGGGAAAACGCCCGGAGCUAUGUACUAUAGGACACCUUAUUGCAGACCUUUAACAGAUGAACAGCUUCAGAAGAGAAUGGGCUCAUCUUUUGAUGGCUCGAGAAUGGGCUCUGAUUUAGAGUCUUUAAGACUUGCCAAUAGUGCUGACAAAGUCCGGGAGGAUGGUUAUAGUGAUGAAGAGGACUUAGAUGAAUUUCAAGGAGACGAUCCAUCUGCUGAUAUUGACGAUGAUGUGAUUUAUGGUGAGAAUGAAGACGUUGACGAAGAGGAUGAAUAUAUUGAAAAUAAACAUGAGGAUGCUAAGAAACCCAGCUAUGAAGAUAAAGCACAAGUGUUCAAUUACAUGAGACGCAAGAGAGGUGUAUCGGACGAUGAGUUGCCACAUCGAGGUCCCCACUUGACAAAAAGGGGCUCGCUAAGCGAUUUUGGUACACUUCAUCUGAAACUAGCGCUUAGUGGUCGUAGAAACAAAGGACAUAGAUCUCAUGACGCAAGGAGCAGAAAACAAUUGAAGAAAGAACUCCGUGAUAAAGUGAAAAAAUCAAACAAAGACCCUCCAUGGGAAUGCAAAAUGGACCAUGAAUAUAAAAAGAUGAAGGAAGGUAUUUUCCCUCCUUACGUCACCGACGCAAAGUGUGUCACGGACAAAUGCUUUUUUAGAAUCUAUAACUGUGUCCCUAAAAAAUACAAGAUUCGUUUAUUGAUGAGGGACCCGGAUAGAUGCAACCCUUUACCUCUUACAGGGACAACAAACACCACUUACGAGGAGAAGUGGUACUUCACAUACCAGUUUGUAACUGUUGCGUGUAAUUGUGAAAGAAGGAAAGCGAAGAAGCGGAAGCGACAAUAGUGCAUUAUUAGUUCUACAGUCUUAUCUCCAGUCGACAAACCCAACGUCAUGGCUGCUGGGUGCUUGAGUUGAAAAACUGUUCUUUUUUGAGAUAAUGUAAUUCAGCUACCCGUUGUAAAUCUUAUUUAUACAAUACAUAAAAUCGUUUCAAAUUGUU
Messenger RNA from Haliotis rubra (blacklip abalone), 2455 nucleotides. RefSeq lists its product as uncharacterized. Lineage: Eukaryota; Metazoa; Mollusca; Gastropoda; Lepetellida; Haliotidae. The transcript has 3 exons. The coding region runs from base 1231 to 2298 and encodes 355 amino acids. The record is from RefSeq and is a predicted model, not a curated record.